Molecule: messenger RNA, 2256 nt
Organism: Bacidia gigantensis
Lineage: Eukaryota; Fungi; Ascomycota; Lecanoromycetes; Lecanorales; Ramalinaceae
Exons: 2
Coding region: 1-2256 (751 amino acids)
Biological process (GO): regulation of transcription by RNA polymerase II
Cellular component (GO): mediator complex
Molecular function (GO): transcription coregulator activity
Source: RefSeq, a predicted model, not a curated record
AUGAAUACCAUGGAGACUACUCUACCUCUCACCGAUACGACAGACUGGCACGGCAUUUUGACAGCCGCCGAUCCCUUGCCCGUCCUACCAACAUACCAAGACACCAUCCUCGACAUCCCUCCCAUCUCAACACGAGCCGGUCUCUACGUCUACCUCUCUUCUAUGUUGUCUCCGCCACCAACUUUCUCGAAUGCCAGAAUCAUUCAGUAUCUCCAGACACGAUAUCAUCCGCCGAUAGACGAUGUCCAAUCUGAAAUUGUUCAGCAGCAAGCGACUGACCUGAUCCUCACGUCUUUCUUGGUGCUGGCAAAUUCUUUAUCUACGAGUGUUCCUGAUCGGACACGGAUCUUAGUUCGGAACUUUAUCGUGAACAAAUUGCCUGUAUUUCUACAUGGACAGUAUUUCAAUCUCCUACCGCCGCCUUUGACGAUUGAAACUUGUAUUCGCCAAGCACUAGCGCAGCUACCUUCAGACUCGCUGUCAGCGCAGACAAGGGCGUCCUUCUCCUUAGAUGACGCACGUCAGGAAUUUAUCUACUCCGCCGCUCUACACAAUCUAAUACCCGAGGCAUCUAUCCAGGAUAUCCUCAACGAUGUGUCGUUCCUUGAUCUCCCAACGACCCGUUACACGUCUGAGAAUAUUGUUGCACAGAUUGCGACCUCUUCGACUGACUUAAAUCAACUGGAUGCCCUUGUCAUCGAAAUGGAAGAUUUCAAAGGGAAUUCCGGCGCCAUAGCUGAGGCGCUUGGGGACGUGAUCCGAGGUUGUUGCGAUAAGGGCGAUACGAUGGGCCUACGAAGUGUUUGCGUCAGUCUAGCGAAGCGAGUGGGAAGUGUAGAUGUGCUUAUAUUGUUCAAUCCUGAGACUGACGGACAAGAUGGUAAACCAGGGAUUCUUUCAAAACUCUGCACUUUGCUCGACAACUGGCCCGUAGGUGAUGCAGAGGGUGGGGAGCAGCACCCUGUGUAUGAUGAGUUCGGCGCUGUUCUUCUCUUCAUCAAUGCCGUACGGGCGCGCUAUCUUCUCUCUUCCUUGACUUCAGAUCCAGUAAUCCUCCAGAACAGCAACGACGAAGACUCUUUCCUUUCGAAAUACUUCAAGACCUCUUCCGUCUCCAAAUCUCCGGACUCACUCUCACCUCACGAGUCGGAGAUCCUUUCCUCCUGGCUCAAAUCUCUCUAUGAAACGGAAGGUAUUUCAGACGAAUUGAUGUCCGCUUGCGCACCUUCUGAGUUUCACCUCCUCAUCGCCACUCUCUUAGACCAGUCCAUCAAAGCCGUCCAUGCCAGGAUCAUUACUCUCGAUACACUUAAAGGUGGUUUCGAGUAUCUCCUCGAGCCCUUCCUCCUACCAAGCCUGAUCGUCGGCUUCAAGUGGUUUGCAGACACCAUGUGGGCAAUGCAAGAAGGAAACCCAAUGAUAGAUGUCACAAUGCAAGCACUCAUUGCUCUCCUCAAACCAGCGCGUCUGUCAAAAGAGUCGGAGAGCAUCCACGCUACUGUCGUCCGCAUUGUAGCGAAGCGAUUAGAAUCUUCCCUCAUCUACCUCACCCGCCAAUUUCCCCCUCGUGGAGACAUAAGGUCCCUCCUGAGCAUCCUCUCCCCCUACACGAAUGACAACGUACUCAAAUUUCUAUCUCGGGACCUGAACUCCUGGACCGCUUACCCCAGAGACGCACUUCGAGGGUCCCUGAAGUUUAUGAUCCAGAAUCUGAUCUUGUGGACGAAUGACUCGGCAAACAAUUUGACCCCAACGCCCUUCCAUUUCCAUAAAUUACAGACUUGCAUCCAAGUUCUCGGCGCUUACAAGACCCUCGAUGCCCUUAUCGAUGAAGUCCAGAACGCCGAUCCCAACCUGCAGGAGGUAGCACUAGAUGUCGUUGCCACGCUCAUCCUUGCGGAAAGGCAUAAAACUUCUUCUUCAGGACAGGCAAACAGCGGGACAAAUAGAAUCCCUAUGAAUUUAGGCAAUCUCUUGGUGAUGCGGUAUGAUGGUGCGGAGGAACUGGCGAAGACGGAUGAUGCUAGAGCUAGUACGAUAGUGAGGUUGUACAAGCGCGUGCAGACGUAUGACGGGCAGCAGGUGGCGAUGCAGAUUGCUCCACAGGGAGUUGCAUUGGGAACGAAUGGCAAUGCUGGGGGGAUGGAAAGGCAUGAGAUCGAUGACGUGCUGGCGGAGGCAGAGGUGCAGAAUGCAGCUGCGCAGGGAUUCUUGAGUGGAGAGGUCCAGGCGGGGGAUUUGAUGGGUAUGGUAUGA